CGAUAACAGUCUGUUUACAAAUUAAAUCAAAAGUGUUUUUUUUUUCAGUGAGAGAUUUAACUAGUCAAAAUUGUUGUAAAAUUGAGUAAUAUCCAGCCCACAGUUACAUCGUCACUGGUGCAUGACAUGCACAUUUACCAUCUCUAGCCAGGGCCGAAAAACACUUGCAUUCCAAUUUCUCUGCUGCGUUUUCACUUUCACAAAAACAAAUCAUCGACAAAGCGGUCGCUGCCCAAUGGACAUUAUCAAUUGCUGACUCCUCCAAUCGACUGAUAACUGACUGCUACUACCGCGGCGAUGGCGCUGAUAAGCCCACGGCACUGAGCCAAAUUCCUCGACAAAACAGUUUCUAGCAGCUGUUAAGCAUAGUUAACUUUUGUAAUAAAUCACCAAACCGGAGCGAGCUAAUGGAGCUCCUGCAUCGCGCCCUGCUCAGCGCCCUCGGAGCGUUGUCGGUGUUCUACGCCCUCGUCAAAGUCAGCCUGGGCUACUGGAAGCGACGCGGGAUCUUGCACGAGAAGCCCAAGUUCUUUUGGGGCAACAUCAAAGGCGUGGCGAAUGGCAAGCAGCACGUGCAGGAAGCUCUACAAGACAUAUACACUGCCUACAAGGGCAGAGGAGCACCCUUCGUGGGCUUCUACGCCUGGCUGAAGCCAUUUGUGUUGGUGCUGGACCUGAAGCUGGUCCAUCAAAUUCUGUUCACCGAUGCGGGCCACUUCACUUCACGCGGCCUAUACAACAAUGCCAGCGAAGAGCCUCUGUCAGGCAAUCUCCUGCAACUGGAUGGGCACAAAUGGAGGACACUUCAUGCCAAAUGCGCCGAGGUCUUCACUCCCAGCAACGUGCAGAAGCUGCUCCCUACGCUGGCACAGAUCUCUAAGAAAAUUCAAAGCCAUCUCGGCAAGGAGAUCCUGCAGACCCGCAACAUAAGCGAUUUGGUGAAUGUCUACAACAAAGAUGUGAUGGCUUCAAUGGUCUUUGGCCUAGGACAUGGCCAGGACAACCAGGAGUUCGCCAAGUGGACGCGCAGCUACUGGGGCGACUUUAAGCUGUGGCAGGCUUAUCUGGCCCUGGAGUUUCCGCUGAUCGCUCGGCUGCUGCAGUACAGGAGCUACGCGAGGCCGGCCACGGCAUACUUUGAAAAACUAGUCUUGUCUCAGUUGCAGGAGCAGCGUCGCAGGGAUCGUCAGCCGCUGCAAACGCUCCUCCAGCUGUACUCCAACGCAGACCAGCCACUCGGCGAUGUCCAAAUUGCGGCCCAGGCCUUUGGUAGCCUCUUGGCGGGUUUCGUUCCACUAAAUGUGACUCUGGGCUUCUGCCUAUACGAGUUGGCGCUUCAACCGGAUAUACAGGAUCGCGCCAGAGCGGAGAUCAGAAAAACACUGCAGCAGCACGGCGGACAUUUGACGCCGGAAGGCCUAAGGGAGCUCACUUAUACGAAGCAGGUCCUAAAUGAAACGCUUCGCCUGCACACACCACAUCCCUUCCUGUUGCGUCGGGCCACCAAAGAUUUCGAGCUGCCCAGAUCGGUGUUCGUCAUUGCCAGAGGGAACAAUGUACUGAUACCAACGGCGGCCAUUCAUCGGGAUCCAGAGAUCUACGAGAAUCCCGAACGAUUCGAUCCGGAUCGGUUUGCGGAGAGUGCCAAACAACCCCGACCACCGGCCGCCUUUCUGCCCUUUGGCGAGGGAUUGCGCGGAUGCAUUGCUGCUCGGUUCGCGGAACAGCAGCUGUUGGUAGGUCUGGUGGCUUUGCUGCAGCACCACCGUUUCGCUCCCUGUGCCGAGACUGCGAUUCCCAUGGAGUACGACAAAAAGAGGCUGCUACUGAUGCCCAAGACAGACAUUCGGCUCAGCGUGGAGCUGGUGAAAUAAGCUUUAGGGGGGGCCAUCCCUCCUCAUCUCGGUGGAUGGGAGCACGUUUCUUUCGUAUUGUUUGCUUCGGUAUUGCUUUAUUGUACAAAGUUCUGUUUAUAUUUGUAUAUGCACCUAAUUCGUUGAUUUCCUUAAGGGGGGGGUAAGGUUAAUUCGGUGCAAAAAAGGCCACUUUUCAAAAAAUUAUUGUGGCGGAACGGCUAAAGUUAGCUUAAUGAAUUAAAU
This is a messenger RNA of Drosophila kikkawai, 2099 nucleotides long. RefSeq names its product Cytochrome P450 6u1 (gene Cyp6u1). Gene Ontology annotation, molecular function: oxidoreductase activity, acting on paired donors, with incorporation or reduction of molecular oxygen; heme binding; iron ion binding. Lineage: Eukaryota; Metazoa; Arthropoda; Insecta; Diptera; Drosophilidae. The record is from RefSeq and is a predicted model, not a curated record.